GUCAGCAAGCUGCAGACUUGAUUGCCCGCAUCGCGGUUGUCAUGAAGCAAUGCGGCGAGGAGCAGAUGAUGGGGCACUUGGGGCUUUUCCUCUACGAGUACCUCGGUGAAGAGUACCCAGAAGUCCUGGGCUCAAUCUUGGGUGCCCUCAAGGCUAUCGUCAACGUGAUUGGCAUGACGAAGAUGACACCACCAAUCAAGGAUCUGCUUCCUCGAUUGACGCCCAUCCUGAAGAACAGGCAUGAGAAGGUGCAGGAGAAUUGCAUCGAUCUUGUUGGCAGAAUUGCGGACCGCGGUGCAGAGUUGGCGCCCCCACGCGAGUGGAACCGUAUUUGCUUCGACCUUCUCGAGCUGCUAAAGGCCCACAAGAAGGCGAUCCGGCGAGCGACGGUCAACACCUUCGGCUACAUCGCCAAGGCUAUCGGCCCCCAUGAUGUUCUCAGUACGCUGCUCAACAACCUCAAGGUCCAGGAGCGUCAGCUGCGUAUUUGCACGACUGUGGCCAUUGCCAUUGUUGCCGAAACAUGUGGCCCAUUUACUGUCCUGCCAGCUCUCAUGAACGAGUACAGAGUGCCAGAGCUGAACGUGCAGAAUGGAGUUUUGAAGAGCUUGAGCUUCAUGUUCGAGUAUAUCGGCGAGAUGGCCAAGGACUACAUCUAUGCCGUGACGCCGAUCCUAGAGGAUGCACUCAUGGACCGAGACCUCGUUCACAGGCAGACGGCUGCAUGGACGUGCAAGCAUUUGGCUCUCGGAGUGCACGGCCUUGGCUGUGAGGAUGCCCUUCAGCAUCUCAUGAACUACGUGUGGCCGAACGUCUUUGAGAACUCGCCGCACUUGAUCAUGGCUGUCUUCGAUGCGAUCGACGGCUUCCGGAUCUCCCUGGGCCCAACAAAGGUCCUUCAGUACUUGCUGCAAGGCUUGUGGCACCCAGCUAGACGUGUCCGG
Molecule: messenger RNA, 944 nt
Organism: Symbiodinium sp. CCMP2456
Lineage: Eukaryota; Dinophyceae; Suessiales; Symbiodiniaceae
Source: the annotation of a GenBank genome assembly